Cyclopterus lumpus (lumpfish) is the source of this 1672-nucleotide messenger RNA. It is a transcript of the gene atad1b, whose product is annotated as ATPase family AAA domain containing 1b. The record is from RefSeq and is a predicted model, not a curated record. The transcript has 10 exons. Bases 153 to 1247 code for a protein of 364 amino acids. Lineage: Eukaryota; Metazoa; Chordata; Actinopteri; Perciformes; Cyclopteridae. Gene Ontology annotation, molecular function: ATP hydrolysis activity; ATP binding. Gene Ontology annotation, cellular component: mitochondrial outer membrane.
GCUCGUGAGUCUGAAAGCUUCAAUUAAAGGGAGCGUAGAAGAAGAACCAACACCAGCGAAGAAGAACCUGAGGAAGUAUCUCUGAGUGACGGGACUCCAGGAGAGCCCUGCGUGAACUUCCGGUGUACUUCCUGUGACCUCUGACCCUGACGAUGGUGCUGAGGGAGGUCCCCGUGGAGAGCAUCACGCGCCCUCUGGGCCGGAACGAGGUCCUCGGCCUGCUGUUCCGACUCACCAUCUUCGGGGCCGUGACCUACUUCACCAUCAAGUGGAUGGUGGACGCCAUCGACCCCACCCGGAAGCAGAAGGUGGAGGCUCAGAAACAGGCCGAGAAGUUGAUGCGUCAGAUCGGAGUGACGAACGUGAAGCUGUCCGAGUACGAGAUGAGCAUCGCAGCGCACCUGGUGGACCCCCUGACCAUGCAGAUCACAUGGAGGGACAUCGGCGGUCUGGACGACCUCAUCACAGAGUUAAAGGAGACCGUCAUCCUACCGGUUCAGAAGAGACACCUGUUCCAGGGGUCCAGACUGCUGCAGCCCCCCAAAGGCGUGUUGCUGUACGGGCCCCCGGGCUGUGGGAAAACGCUCAUCGCCAAGGCGACGGCCAAGGAGGCGGGGUUUCGCUUCAUCAACCUGCAGCCGAGCACGCUGACGGACAAGUGGUACGGAGAGUCCCAGAAACUGGCGGCUGCCGUCUUCUCAUUGGCCGUCAAGCUGCAGCCGGCCAUCAUCUUCGUGGACGAGAUAGACUCGUUCCUGAGGAGCCGGUCCAGCUCAGACCACGAGGCCACGGCCAUGAUGAAGGCUCAGUUCAUGAGUCUGUGGGACGGACUGGACACGGACCACCACUGCCAGGUGAUCAUCAUGGGCGCCACCAAUCGUCCUCAAGACCUGGACUCUGCUAUUCUGAGGAGGAUGCCCACCAGAUUCCACAUCAACCAGCCAAGCACGAGUCAGAGAGAGCAGAUCCUCAAACUCAUCCUGGAGAACGAGAGUAUUGACCGGUCGGUCGACCUCGUGGACGUCGCCAAGGAGACGGACGGUUUCUCAGGAAGUGACCUCAGAGAGAUGUGUCGUGACGCCGCUCUGCUCUGUGUCCGGGACUUCAUCCACACGCAGAGCGACAGUCCAUCAGAGGUCUGCAUCCGUCCGAUCCACCACUCUGACCUUGAGAAGGCGAUCGGUAAAAUGAAGAAAUCAAAGAUGGCGGGCGGUCACGGCGCUCUGCUGCACGCCGCUCUGGACUGAAAACACACGCACGCACACGCACACGCACACGCACACACACACAGGGUUUGAUUCCCGACCGCUCUGCUUGUCUUUAUUUUUGCUGAAGUCCAACGUUCAGAAUCUUUUCAAAUAAAGCAGAAAUGAACACAAAUAUAAAUGAAAUCAUUCUUUCCUCCUGCUCGGUUCUGAGGUUACAUCCUGUCUCUAAGUACUACAUUACCCAUGAGCCUCAGCUCAUUCCAUUGACUUCUGCAAACAGACCUUUUCUCCUUGCCUGAGCUUUUAUUCUGAAAAUCCUCCCACAGGUCUCUUAUUUCCUAAUUCUUUUAACCGGAAGUUUCCUGGAAAGAACCGUAAAAUUUGGGGUUAAUUAUCGGUAAAAUAAUGAAUUGACAUUGUUCAGAGUAUUAUUAAAAAAUGUAAUAAAUUACUUUUUAAUUUAA